Molecule: messenger RNA, 2649 nt
Organism: Linepithema humile (Argentine ant)
Lineage: Eukaryota; Metazoa; Arthropoda; Insecta; Hymenoptera; Formicidae
Product: cytochrome P450 6k1
Molecular function (GO): oxidoreductase activity, acting on paired donors, with incorporation or reduction of molecular oxygen; monooxygenase activity; iron ion binding
Source: RefSeq, a predicted model, not a curated record
AAUAUCUCCAGUAUUAUAAGAAAUUCUGACAAAGAAAUAUCUAUUUCACAGUGAUUCGAUUGCGACGCAUACAAAUAGAUACAUCCUGCAACGACGAACUUCUUUUCACAGUAAUUUUUUUCUCCAAAGACAAUAUAUUGAUUCGCCAUGUUUAUAGAAUUACUCGAAUUUCUCGUUAUUGUUAUAAGUGCUGUGUAUAUUUAUUACAAGUAUGUAUUAUUUAAUUAUUGGCGCAAGAAAGGCGUUUUUUACGUUAAACCUAUUGUACCAGCGGGCAAUUUGACAGCUUUUGUAACUGGAAAAAAAUCUCUGGGUGAACUUUAUCUUGAUGUCUAUGUAAGAUACAAGGGCCACCGUGCCUUCGGAAUGUAUUCAUUCUUUAAGCCUAAUUUGGUAAUCGCCGAUCUCGAUCUUAUUCGAACUGUGUUAAUAAAAGAAUUCGAGAGCUUCCAUGAUCGUGGAACGUUUUGCAACGAGAAAAUUGAUCCAUUGUCAGGCAAUUUGUUCAAUCUGCCUGGAAAAAAGUGGCGAAACUUGCGCAACAAGCUGAUACCCACGUUCACUUCCGCAAAAAUAAAGCAAAUGUUUAUGACAUUGAAAGAACAUGGUAGACAAUUAACCCAGAGCGUGGAGAAUGAAGGUCGGGCAACAGAUUGCAUCGAAAUGAAGGAUAUGUUUGCAAGAUAUUCGACGGACGUAAUCAUGUCAACAGCUUUUGGAAUCGAAGCCAAUUGUAUAAAAGAUCCGAAUAGCGAAUUUCGACGCUGGGGAAAGCAAAUCUUUAAAGAAAAUUCCUUUUGGAUCGCAUUGUUUUUAUUCUUUCCCCAAUUUAUGAAUUUCUUUUCCGUUCCUACCACUAAUAAAAAUAUCACACAAUUCUUUAUAAAAAUGUUUCGGGACAAUGUGAAUUAUAGACAAACUUUUAAUGUCGUUCGGCACGAUUUUAUGAAUCUUCUGAUACAACUCAUGGAAAAGGGCUAUGUUGAACCCGACGAUAAGAAAGAUACCACUAAAGAUACCAUUAAUGUAUCUCCAACCACGAAUAGAAUUACUAUGUUAGAAGCUACUGCACAAAGUUAUGUUUUCUUCUUGGCCGGCUUCGAGACUUCCUCAACGACGGCGACAUUCAGCUUAUACGAAUUGGCUCAACAACAACACAUACAGGACAAAGUUUACAAUGAGAUUGAUAAAGUACUAAAAAAGCAUGGAGAACUGACUUACGAUUCUGUGAACGAAAUGACAUAUCUUCACAAAGUAAUAAACGAAACUUUGAGAAAAUAUCCGGCUGUACCUAUUCUAAAUCGUGUCUGCACUAAAGAUAUAAACGUUCCAACGACGAACAUCCAUGUGCCAAAAGGAACUUUAAUCUCCAUUCCGGUAUUCGGAGUGCAUCGUGAUCCAUCAAUAUAUCCAGAUCCGGAUAAAUUUGAUCCCGAACGAUUCAACGCGGAUGAGAUAGCGGCUAGACAUCCUUAUGCUUAUUUGCCUUUUGGAGAAGGACCACGAAUUUGCAUCGGUGCGAGAUUUGGUUACUUGCAAGUCAAAAUUGUACUUGUGAGUCUCUUGUCGAAAUUUAAGUUCAAGCUUCAUCCUCGAACUCCAGUUCCACUUUCUUUCGAUGAACGAUCUCCUGUACUUGUAGCCAAAGGCGGUGUGUAUUUUAUCAUCGAGCAGCGAUAAAAUAAUUUUUUUUAAUAAGAGGUAUUUUUAUUUAAAUCUUAAAAAAAAAAUUAUUUUUAAACAUUGCUGCGUACAUUACGUACACAGCGUGUCUUACAAAUAUUGAAUAGUACAAUAGAUUUAAUAGAGAGUGAAAAGGAAGAAGAGAGAAGAAGAAAGAAAAAGAGAGGGAAAGAGAGAAGACAAAUAUAACAAAUUGGCACAGCACUGAUGAAUUAACAUGCAAUAAGAAACAAAAAUCGAAUUAGGAGUGUACAUGUGUGUAGUGCGAAGUGAGAUAAGUGUGAACGCGCGUGAUCGGAUUUAAUCGGACACGCAUUGGCAUUCUCCAAGUAGGAUAAGAACAUCAAGUAAAAUUGGAAUCUAAAUUUAGGUAAGAUAGAUAUAAAACUAAAUAUAAGAAAAUUGUAUACCCGAAGAGGUAAUAACCAUCAAUAAACCAUCAAUUAAAAUCUAUCUGCGGUGUAACAAACAUAAUAGUUAAUCGUCAAAAUCUUGUUAAUCGUAAUGUACACAAAAAAUUCCUCCUGAGAGAUUAACAAUUUUAGUAAUAUACUUUAUUUAAAAAAAAAGAAACUUUUUAACAUAAUGCAUAUUAUAGCAUGGUAAAGUUAAAAUAGCCCAUUUUUAUAACUUUGAUCUUGAAUUUCUCAAAAUUGUGACGUGAUGAAGCAUCAUUAAAAGCGGCAUUAUGUUCAAAAAAACUAUGAAAGGAGAUACCUAACAUUCAUGUGUUCGAAAAAUGCUAUUUUUUGUAAAACUGUGUUAUAUGAGUUAUAAUUUUUAGGAUUGUGUUAUAUGUGUUAUAUGUGUUAACUCUGUUAUAUGUGUUAUAAUUUUUAGGACAAAUUCGGCGAUAAUGUUUGAAUUACGUGUAAUUACAAUGAAAUAGGAAUUUAAGUAAACACAUGUUUUAAAGCAUAAAGCAUAAAAAUGUAUCGUUUAUUUUGUAGAUAUUUCUAUACACAG